This is a messenger RNA of Acanthosepion pharaonis, 474 nucleotides long. The record is from the annotation of a GenBank genome assembly. Lineage: Eukaryota; Metazoa; Mollusca; Cephalopoda; Sepiida; Sepiidae.
AUGUCUCUCUUUCUCUGUUUAUCUCUCUCUUUCUCUCUCUUUGUUUCUGCCCCUCUUUUCUCUGUUUUAUCUCUCUCUCUCUUUGUUUCUGUUUUCUCUCUUUCUCUGUUGAUGUCUCUCUCUUUCUCUGUUUCUGCCUCUGUUUCUCUUUCUUUCCGUUUAUGUCUCUCUCGUUUUUCUUUUCUUUGUUUCUGUUUCUCUUUCUCUGUUGAUGUCUCUCUUUCUCUGUCUCUCUUUUUAUGCCUCUCUUUCUCCGUUUAUGUCUCUCUCUCUUUGUUUCUGUUUCUCUCUUUCUCUGUUGAUGUCUCUCUUUCUCUGUUGAUGUCUCUCUUUCUCUGUUUAUGCCUCUCUUUCUCCGUUUAUAUCUCUCUUUGCUCUUUGUUUCUGUUUCUCUCUUUCUCUGUUGAUGUCUCUCUUUCUCUGUUUAUGUCUCUCUUUCUCUGUUUAUAUCUCUCCUUUCUUUCUUUCCGUUGA